UAUUAGUGAUUACUCCACAAGACAGCUUCACCAUCUCAUAUGGUCCCCAGCCAUCGCCUUACUGAGCACAGCGUCAGUCAUCUCUUCACUUCGAUAGGCUCGAGGAAUCCGAGACACGGUGCAAGAACGGCGCUUCACCGGCGUUAAUGGGUCAAAAUUUGAGCAACUGCCGCCUACCAGGCAUUGAACAAGAUUUAUUCGCUGCCGUACAGUCCGGCGAGCUCAAGGAGGUCGAAUCCAUCCUCCAGCUUGAUCCUGGAAUUCUCCAGCGAAGCAGUUUCUACAGCGACCUCUCCGUCCUCCACAUAGCGGCUGCGAAUGGUUAUCUCGAGAUCCUUUCAAUGCUCCUGGAGCGAUGGGCUCACCCCGAUGUCCUCGGCCGGCAAAAGCAGACUCCCCUUAUGCUGGCUGCAAUGCAUGGGAAGAUUGCUUGUGUUGAGAAACUUCUUCGUGCCGGAGCAAACAUAUUGAUGUUUGACUCGGUCCAAGGAAGAACUUGCUUGCACUAUGCAGCCUACUAUGGUCAUUCAGAUUGCUUACAGGCGAUUCUACAGGCUGCGCACGCAAACCUGAUUUCAGAAUCAUGGGGAUUUUCUCGUUUUGUAAAUGUAAGAGACACAAAGGGCGAAACGCCAUUGCAUCUUGCUGCGAAGCAAGGUCGGCUGGCCUGUGUUCGUAUGCUAUUGGAUAAAGGAGCUCUUGUCUCGGCUUCCUCUGGCAAUAACGGUUUCCGAGGUCCCACACCUCUGCACUUGGCAGCUCGUAAAGGUUCCUUGGAAUGUGUCCGUGAGUUGCUUGCUUGGGGAGCUGAUCGCCAUCAAACGGAUUCCGCUGGAAGAACAGCUUAUGUUAUUGCAUUGAGGAGGAAUCAUUUAUGCGCUGCUCUGCUGAAUCCUUCUUCUGCAGGCCCAUUAGUUUGGCCUUCUCCAUUAAAGAUUAUCAGUGAGCUUAACCCAGACGUGAAGCUUCUCUUGGAAAAAGCUUUAGUGGAGGCUAACAGGAAAAGAGAAAAGAAGAUCUUGAAAGGAACGGUUUACGCAUUAUCAUCCCCUGCUCAUACUGAAAGCAUAGAUGAUGAUAAACUCGAGUGUAACAGUAUGGAGCUCUGCUGCAUUUGCUUCGAACAAGCCUGCACAAUUGAGGUGCAGAACUGCGGGCAUCAGAUGUGCGCGCACUGCACCAUGGCCUUGUGUUGCCACAAGAGGCCCAAGCAUGAUACGCAAUCUCUGCCCGCACCGGCCUGUCCCUUUUGUCGGAGGGAUAUUGCUCGGUUGGCGGUGGCAAAGUCGAACAUAAAGGAGGAAAUAGAUGAGGGGAAUUCCCCCAAGCAAAGGCGAUUAAGACAAUCUCAAAGCUCGAGUGAAGGAAGCAGCAGCAGCAGCUUGCUUUCUUCAGCAAUGGGAUCUAUUGCAAGAAUAGGAAGUCAUGGUUCAGGCCGCAUUGCAGAUUGCAGUGAUUUACUUGACAAACUUUGAGGAAUGUUUACUUGUGACAAUGCUGUAAACUUGUGUUUAAGUAGGAGAGUGUCAUCCUUUUAGGGAAAGCAAGUGAUUUCCUUUGGGAAUGAAAGCUUUCCAUUAUACUAAGUCAUUUUUUAUGUUGAAAUGACUUUUUUCUGCUGUCUUCCUCUGCCUCCCCUGUGGUUGACACCAGCUACAACACCAUGACAAAAGUUCAAAUUCCAGCUUCUCUAAAAUUUCUUAUGAACAAUAUCAGAAACUUUGUUCAUUCUCAAUUAACAUCUGAUAAUCACCCCACUUGAAGAGCUCAA
Dendrobium catenatum is the source of this 1771-nucleotide messenger RNA. RefSeq names its product E3 ubiquitin-protein ligase XB3. NCBI's taxonomy places the organism in Eukaryota, Viridiplantae, Streptophyta, Magnoliopsida, Asparagales, Orchidaceae. The transcript is spliced from 8 exons. The record is from RefSeq and is a predicted model, not a curated record. Bases 147 to 1475 code for a protein of 442 amino acids. Gene Ontology annotation, molecular function: protein binding.